CGGAAGUCAAUAUAGCAUAUCACAUCUGGGUGCUUGGUGUUGCAGCUUAUGGUGUAGCCCUUUGCGUAAUCCGCUUCAUUUGGCAAAAGGACCCAACGCCCGCCAUGCCUCGAAGACCACCUCAAUACGAUGACUACAGGGGCGCGGUGCAACAGAUCAUAUCCUCCUCCUCAGAUACGGACUACCUCGAUCAACUGAUACCCGCCCUCAAAGAUGCCACGAACUCCAACCGAACGGCAGCCUUCAUGCAGAGCCUAUCCCACUAUGCCGACGAGAAAGAAGCCGACAUCGAGCAGAUUGGCUUGACCAAGCAUGACGAGUUCCUCCAAUCUGUGAAUCAGCUCCAGACAGUCCGCGAAGGCACCGUUGCGCUCACGUCAGAGAUCUUGCAGCUUAACCAGUCCAUACAAGCAAGCACGGAGAAGUUGGCGGCGCAGAAGGAGAAGCUGGUGGAAACGAAGUCCAUACGGCAGAAUAUCGCGGAGGCAUCAGAAGGGCUGAAAGAAUCGUUGAAGAUAUUGCACGCAGUCAAUCAAGCGCACGAUCUGAUCCGAAAGAGAAAAUAUUAUGCUGCCUUGAAGGCGCUGGACGAUCUCCAGAACGAGCAUUUGAUUCCUACAAUCCAGAACAAGUAUGCCACCCAGCACAAGCUUGCCGACAUUAUCCAGAAGUCGAUACCUGCAUCGCAAAAGGCAAUAUCAGACGCUGUCAUGAACGAUUUGAAUACCUGGCUGUACCGAAUUCGGGAAACAUCACAAUUCCUAGGCGAAGUAGCCUUCUACCAUACAAGCCUGCGUCAGAAGAGGCAGAAGGAGCGUUCGGAGGCGAAUCCGCAGCUGAAGACCUACAGCCUUAAUUCUGCGAUUGAGCUGGUCUUUGAUGAGAGCGAGGAAUUUGAUGUAUUGGAGAACGACGAGGUUUCAGUCGAAUUCGGCCCUCUGUUUGAGGCUAUACACAUCCACGAGGCACUCGGACAAAGCGAGAAGUUCAGACAAGAGUAUGCAGCAACUAGGAGGCAGCAAAAAGACUUGCUUCUGCCAGCUGCUAUUAGUUUGAUUGAGGAUGACGAAAAUGGUCUGAGUAGCUUGCUGGAGGCCAUUGCAGGCUUUGCGAUCAUAGAGAAGGCGACAAUGAGGAGAUCACCUAACCUCCGGUCACCUGUUGAUGUUGAUGAGCUGUGGGAUUCCAUGAUUCAAACGGCCAUGAAAUUGAUCACGAAAGCCUUGGACGAAGUUGACAACGCGGAAGUGGUCCUCAAGAUCAAAGGAGUUAUUGCUCUAUUCAUCCAGACUAUGGAUGCAAGUAUUCUUACCCUUCUGACCUAUCUUGAUACUGACUUUCAACAGGGUUGGGGAUACUCGGUGACAGCGCUGGAUACUUUCUUGCUGACUCUGUUUGAGAAGUACGCAGAACUGUUGCAAAGACGGUUCAGUGAAGACUUCCAUGAGAUUGUGUCUACGGAUGAUUACAUGCCAAUGCCAAUCGCUACUCUCGAGGAAUACGAAAAAGUUGUCAACGUCACCUGGUUCACUCCAGAAAAGGAGCCUACCAUUCCAUGUGUUCUCCCUUUCUCGCAGAUGUAUCCUCUCUCCUGCAUAGACAUCAGAAACUUCCUCAACCAAUUCUACUUCUUCGCAGAUAACCACUUCCAGCAUCCAAAUGUCAUUGAUGAGACUCUCAAGAAGGCCCUUGAUCACCUCCUCAGCCAAAAAGUCUGCAAGCUCCUCGUGGAGCGACUUAACUCUCAAUACCUAGGCCAAAUCGUCCAAAUCCUCAUCAACCUCGAAUACUUCGAAACGGCCUGCCGCGAACUCGAACUCCUCCUCAUACAAGCCCGCUCCUCCACCUCCGCAGGCGGCCCCAUCGUCCUCAACGCCACCGAAGAAUUCCGUAGCAACAAGAAGACCGCCGAAAAGCGCAUCUUCGAGCUCGUCAACUCCAAGAUCGACGAUCUGGUUGAGACCGCCGAAUACGAUUGGAUGGCCCCUACCCUCGAAGCCGAGCCCAGCAGCUAUAUGUCUACGCUCACCCAAUACCUCUCCAAUAUCAUGACAUCUACGCUGCUCGGCCUCCCGCGCGAGAUCAAAGAACUGAUCUACUUCGACGCCCUCUCCCACACCGCGAACCUCAUCCUCGCUCUCCCCCUGAACCCCAAUGUCAAAAAAAUCAAUCCCAACGGCGUUGCUGCGUUGGCGAAAGAUGUCCAGUACCUCUCCGACUUUAUUGACACAUUAGAUAACGCACCGAUUCUGAAGCAGAAUCUCGAUGAGCUGCAGCAGACGGUGCUGCUCAUGCAGACGGAGAACCCGGAUGAGUUUUAUGAUAUUGGCGUGCGCAAUCGGAAGUUCGGACGGGUUGAUGCUAUGAGUGGGCCGAUGAUCUUGGAGAAAUUGACCUACUCCGUCCAAAGCCCCCGCAACGACCGCCUCGCAAACUUCUCCUCCAGAUUCGGGAUGAAGUGA
Molecule: messenger RNA, 2462 nt
Organism: Hyaloscypha bicolor E
Lineage: Eukaryota; Fungi; Ascomycota; Leotiomycetes; Helotiales; Hyaloscyphaceae
Product: exocyst complex subunit Sec15-like protein
Exons: 8
Coding region: 105-2462 (785 amino acids)
Biological process (GO): intracellular protein transport; Golgi to plasma membrane transport; exocytosis
Cellular component (GO): membrane; exocyst
Source: RefSeq, a predicted model, not a curated record